AUGGAAAUAAUCAAAAUAGGUUCAAUUGUGAGUAUUUCUCAUUUAUAGGAUGAUGAUGCAUUAAUAGGUGGAGAUGGAUUUAUAAAAAAGUAUUACGAAAUCAAUAAUAUAGUGCUGUAAUACUUAAAGGAAUGUCACCUUAAAAUAAAUUAGACACUAAGGAUUUUAACAUAAGCUAUUUUAGUCAAAUGAAGUAAUUAAUAGUUGUUAUAAUAGCAUGCCUAAUUGCUUAUUUGUAGUUUGUCCAAGAACAUCAAAUGGUAAAAAAGUUGAAGUAGCCAAACUAUUUCCUUAAAGAAAAAAGAAACCUUUUGGAUCAAUUAGUGAUGAUGUAACUGAUCAAAAAAGUGAAAUUACACCUGUUAGAUCAUAAGUAUUAUUUUAUUAUAUUUGCUAUUUAGAUUAAGUCAGUCACUCAUUCGGUACAACCAUUAUUAAGUGAAAAAUAAGUUAGGGACAAUCAAAUGAAUUUGUUUAAUGAAUUUAAAUUUAAUGUAGAUGGUUUUGAGAAAGAAAAAGGCAAUUAUGUUAAAUAUGAAGAGCCAAUAUAAUUAUUACAUUUAGCAUCAUCUAAAUGGUUAUGUUCAUUAUUAGAUGAAGCUAAAUUUGAAAAUUAAAACUUUAAGCUUGCUUUAAGUGAUUAUACAAGCGAUGAAACUCUAUUUAAAAUAGUGGCUACUUACAAAUAUUAAAAGGAAGGAGAUCAAAUAGUUUACUCAUAAGAAAUCGUCANCCAUAAUAUGAUGAUCGAAUAAAAUAUUACAAAUAUAAAUCAAUAUGAACUACUGAUCAUAUUAUUUAAAAAAUAACAGUUAUUUUUAAAGUACUCAUAAAAGUUUUGGAUUGUGAUCUAAACUUUAUAUUUAAAUUAGUUAAAUAAACUAAUCAAUUAAUCUCAUUAUUGA
Molecule: messenger RNA, 905 nt
Organism: Paramecium primaurelia
Lineage: Eukaryota; Ciliophora; Oligohymenophorea; Peniculida; Parameciidae
Source: the annotation of a GenBank genome assembly